UACUCUCAACACAGAAUAUAAUCUUUUGUGUCUUUUAAUUAAUCAUAAUGAGGAAGCCUGAGGCAUUGGGUGGGACGACGACGACGACAAAGCUCCGAAAGGGGCUCUGGUCACCUGAAGAAGAUGACAAGUUGAUGAGCUAUAUGCUUAACAAUGGCCAAGGUUGCUGGAGCGAUGUCGCUCGUAAUGCCGGUCUUCAACGCUGUGGUAAGAGCUGUCGUCUCCGUUGGAUCAAUUACUUACGCCCCGAUCUCAAACGUGGCGCCUUCUCUCCCCAAGAAGAACAUCUUAUCAUCCAUUUGCAUUCCCUUCUUGGCAACAGAUGGUCUCAAAUUGCGGCGCGAUUACCGGGAAGAACCGAUAACGAAAUCAAGAACUUUUGGAACUCGACCAUUAAAAAGAGGCUCAAGAAUUUGUCCUCUUCACCAUCUUCGAACACCAGCUCCGCCGGCUCUCCCUCCACCGACUCAAAACCCAAUAUUUUUGGCGGCCUCUUAUCGGGUCAAGAUCAACAACAACAACCACAAGGGUUAAUGGAUGACUUUCCCAUCUACGCUUCCGAUCCCGCACCUUCCAUUAUCGCCCUUGAUCCCUUCCCUUUCCUCGCUGCCCACGGUGGACCAUUCUUCCCCGCCACCACCGCGACCUUCACCACCGGGGUCGAACCGGGUUAUUUCCAGGAAGAUGAGAGUUUCUUUAGUAAUCUCCCUCUUUUGCAAAGUGUUAACACUACCACCGCCGAGAGAAGCUUAAAAACCGAAACCGUAGUUAAAGAAGCUAACCAUAGUAAUUACUUAAUGAACAACAUCAACUGCCUUGCUAAUCAUAAUAAUAUUAGCAACAAUAAUCCAAAGAUUGAUAACAACAUCAAUGGUGGGGUUGGAGCAAAUUUUCUUCAUGAGGAAUUUUCAAUUGGCGAAUGGGACUUGGAGGAUUUGAUGAAAGAUGUUCCUUCUUUCCCAUGUCUCAAUUUUCAAGUCCAAUAGUAAACCGAGAAAUUAUUCGAAGAGACCACAACAAUAUACACGGAUAAUUUUAUCCUUGAAGAAAAUAGAGGGAAAAAAGACUUAUAUCGAGACGGUCACAUUAUAUAAUUUUUCGAGAUGUAUAUUAACACUUUCACAGGGAUAUAUUUAGGGUUUGGCUAGAUUAUUCAUAUCUAUCUUUUCUAGAUCUUUAUAAGUUUUCAUCUUCUUUCCUUUCUGCAAACUUUUUUUUAUUAUUAUUAUUGAAAAGCUGUUCAUAUAUAAUGUGAAGUAAUAAUAAUAAAAGAAAAAAGGUCUAAGGGUUGUGGUAUAUAGACAUUGAAGACCCUUGAAAGGCACUCCAUUAAAGAGAGCUAUGCUUUAAGAUAGAGAAAGAAAGGGAGAAAGAGAAUUAACAAUAGAUUAUUGUAUACAUGUAGUUUACUACUAUUGUAAAACAUGCAUGUACAAAAAGAUAUAUGAAUAUGUUAGUUGGU
Messenger RNA from Benincasa hispida (wax gourd), 1462 nucleotides. Its product is annotated as myb-related protein Hv33-like. NCBI's taxonomy places the organism in Eukaryota, Viridiplantae, Streptophyta, Magnoliopsida, Cucurbitales, Cucurbitaceae. The record is from RefSeq and is a predicted model, not a curated record.